Molecule: messenger RNA, 1616 nt
Organism: Cercospora beticola
Lineage: Eukaryota; Fungi; Ascomycota; Dothideomycetes; Mycosphaerellales; Mycosphaerellaceae
Gene: CPR6
Product: peptidylprolyl isomerase CPR6
Biological process (GO): protein peptidyl-prolyl isomerization; protein folding
Molecular function (GO): peptidyl-prolyl cis-trans isomerase activity; protein binding
Source: RefSeq, a predicted model, not a curated record
GCGCAGGAACGAGGGGCAUGCCAAGCCUCGCGAUCUGCAGGUGCAGCUUCGACAGCUUCCACGACUUUCGAGAAGUUUGUUUGUGACUUCAUUUCGCACAACGCAAAAAACUGACUUUGUUCCUUCGACGACUGUACACAAACUUUUGGUGACCACUCGACUCCCAACUCUUCUUGGACGACUGCGACAUCCCCGAAGUCAACCACCACCGACUGCCAUCACCAUGGCUCCACGCAGCAAGGUCUUCUUCGAUAUCUCCAUUGGCGGCAAGCCAGCCGGCAAAGUCGUGUUCGAGCUUUACAAUGACAUCGUUCCAAAGACGGCUGAGAACUUCCGGGCUCUUUGCACAGGCGAAAAGGGCAAUGGCAAGUCCGGAGUACCGCUCCACUACAAAGGCUCAGGAUUUCACCGUGUGAUCAAGAGCUUCAUGAUCCAGGGUGGUGACUUCACUGCGGGCAACGGCACUGGCGGAGAGAGCAUCUAUGGUGAGAAGUUCGACGAUGAGAACUUCCAGCUCAAGCACGAGAAGCCGUUCUUGCUGAGCAUGGCCAAUGCCGGGCCAGGCACCAACGGCAGCCAGUUCUUCGUGACGACAGUGCCAACACCACACUUGGACGGAAAGCACGUCGUGUUUGGAGAAGUGAUUGCUGGAAAGAGCAUUGUGCGCGAGGUGGAGAACAACCCGACAGGCAGCAAUGACAAGCCAGAGAAGGACGUUGUCGUCGAGGACUGCGGCGAGCUGCCAGAAGGAACUGACAUCUCGGAGUUCACGAAGAAGGCGCCUGAUAGCACUGGCGACACAUACGAGGACUUCCCUGAAGAUCAAGAGAAGGCAGGCGAGGAGUGGAAGGGCACGGAGAUUGUGGAGAUUGCGACGAACCUGAAGGAGAUGGGAAACAAGGCAUUUAAGGCUGGCGAGCUGGAGCUUGGUCUGUCCAAAUACCAGAAGGCAUUGCGGUACCUGCAAGAGUACCCGACACCACUCGACGGCGAUCCAGCAGAUCUCGGCGCACAGCUCACCAAGCUGAAGGUUUCGCUGCAUACCAACAGCUCGUUGCUGCAAUUCAAGCUGGGCCAGUACAGACCUUCAUACGACUCGGCAGAUAAGGCAUUCCUCGUGGCCAACAUCUCAGACGCAGAGAAGGCGAAGGCACUCUUCCGCAAGGGUGUCGCUCUGAAGGCUUCUAAGGACGAAGAAGGUGCACAGCAGUUCCUUGAGCAGGCUCAUCAACUCGUGCCAAGCGAUGCGGCGAUCAACAACGAGUUGGCCGCUGUCAAGAAGGCUGCUGCUGAUCGCAAGGCGAAGGAGCGCAAAGCCUUUAGCAAAGCUUUUGCGUAGAUCCUCGCUUACGAUUGACGAUGAUGGAUGGUGUCUGGCAGGGACAAGGUCCGCCAUGCGCGUACCGAAGACCAUCUACCCCACAAGCUGUCUAUGGUCUGCCACAUGCCACGCGAACAGUGGCCGGUUUGGGACGAGGGCGCAAGCCUACAUUUAGAGAUGAUGCUUUCUGACUAGCGUUUUGAGCAUCAAAUGAAAACGAUCUUCCAAAAUGGGAAUUCGAUCGAUAUGAGAUCAGAUGAGUACGACUGGAAAGACAAAAACUACAACCAAUGAA